AUGUCCGAGUCUCAAUCCGUCCCCACCAGCAUCCCCACAAUCAACCUCAGCAAAGCUUCUUCCGACUCUGACUCAUCCAUCCGCGCAGACCUCCUCGCCCAACUCCGCCACUCCCUCCUCGACAUCGGCUUCCUGUACAUAUCCGACCACGGCGUCGACGCCACCAUCGUGGGAAAACUCCUAGCGUUGUUGGCCCCACUGUUCGACCUCCCGGAGCAUGUCAAAUUAUCGGCCUCGCUGAUCAACUCUCCACACUUCCUGGGAUAUAGCUCGUUUGGCCACGAAACCACAGCCGGGAGCCAGGACCAGCGCGAACAGUUCGAAUUCGCAAACGAAGUGUCGAUUCAGGAUGGAGACGAUGGCGAUGCCCUGUCCACGCGCCUGCUGGGCCCGAACCAGUGGCCCGUGGCCAGUGACGACGUCGAGGCCGCGGCUGUGGUGGUGGGACGCUUAAAGGCCGCAGUCGAAGCGUAUGUCUGUGAGAUGCAAGCUCUGAGCACCAGGUUUCUGAGCCUCGUGGAGGAGGCUCUCGAGGUGGAGAGCGGCGUCCUGCAGCGUUUCACCGGCCCCCAGCAUCGGCUCAAGGUCGUGCAUUAUCGGAGCCGGUCAUCUGGCUCUGGGGACCCGGCUGCUGUCGCAGACGAGUCUCCAAAGAGCGGUCACGUUCCAUCGGGCUGGAUCCAAGGCGUAGGCCCUCAUAAGGACUCCUCCGGCUGGAUGACGUUUUUGCUGCAGACGCAACCACCACCACCGCAAGCCAAAGAACAAGAACAACCCUCGCACGUUGCUGCGUCAUCGACGGGUUCUGGCACCGGGAGCUCCGGCGGCAGCAUCGCCGGCAGGGGCCUGCAAGUCCUCACCAAAUCCGGCAGCUGGAUCGACGUCCCGCCCAUGCCGGACACCUUUGUCGUGAACAUGGGCCAAGCCUUCGAGGUGGUGACCGACGGCCUGUGCAAAGCGACGACGCACCGCGUGUUGCUCCCAUCCGGCUCGUUUGAGCGGUAUAGCGUGCCAUUCUUCCAGGGCGUGCAGCCGCAGCUAGCAAAGCGCGACUUUAUGAGCUUGUGGGCGCAGUUUGACGAACGGAGGCACAGAUGGGGCGAGGGACUUGAGAGCGACGAGGCGAGGAAUGUCGAUAGUCCGUUCUUGAAGGGGAAGUACGAGACUUGGGGGGAGGCGCAGUUGAGGACGAAAAUCCGGAGUCAUAGGGACGUGGGCAAGAAAUGGUAUCCUGAUGUUUAUGACAAGUAUGUCAACGACGAUGCCUAG
Cladophialophora yegresii CBS 114405 is the source of this 1269-nucleotide messenger RNA. RefSeq lists its product as uncharacterized. The record is from RefSeq and is a predicted model, not a curated record. The transcript is spliced from 2 exons. Gene Ontology annotation, molecular function: dioxygenase activity. Lineage: Eukaryota; Fungi; Ascomycota; Eurotiomycetes; Chaetothyriales; Herpotrichiellaceae. Bases 1 to 1269 code for a protein of 422 amino acids.